UUUACAUUUGGCUUACAGUCACUCAAUUUGUAUGAUUGUAGUUACAUUAAUUUAUAUGAAUUAAAUAUAAAUAGUCCAGUCGCCAGAGAUGAUCACGCUUGUUUCGGUAUUACUUUGAUUUUGUGUUGUUCUGUUCGGUGAUUUUGUUUUUGUGCCAUAAUAAUUAUGGAUAUGGACAAAAAGAAAGGCAGAUCAAUCUGUGCAACGAUCAACUGUGAAAUCAGUGUAUCAAAUUGCAGCUACAGUUUUUUUCGUUUUCCAAAAGACAAAGCAAGUGAGGUAAAGAUAACGAAAUUAAUAACACCAAUACAUCAUGGAGAAGGACCUUAUUGGUGCCCAGAAUCCAAAGUUUUGCUAUACACAGAUACUUUUAAAGCUACUUUGUACAAAUUAAAGACUGACAGAGAAAUACAAAUAUCGCCGGAAUGUUUUAAACUACCCAAUCAUGAUACUGUAGGGUUUGCAUUACCAAUAAAAGAUAAAAAAGACACAUGGGUUGUAUGCGGGGAUCGGCAUAUGUAUGAACUAAAAUGGCCAGAAAAAGGAAAAUUACAAUUCAAACAAAUACAUACUAUAGAAAAAGAUAAACCCAAAAAUCAGUUUAAUGACGGUAAAGCCGAUAAUCAAGGAAGAAUUUGGGGAGGCACUUUAAAAAGAGAAGCUGAUUUAUCAGUUCCUGAAUUUGGUGGCUCACUUUAUAUGUUUGAUCAUGAACUUAGAGAACAUGAAAAAGUUCCUAACGUUAGUAUAAGUAACGGAUUAGCUUGGUCUAAAGAUAAUACAAAAUUCUUCUUUAUUGACAGUGCUACAAGGGAUAUAGAAAAAUGGGACUAUGAUGCUGAGACGGGGGAAAUAAGUAAUAAAAAGAUAGUGAUAAACAUUAAAGAAGACGGAUACUCAGGUAUACCUGAUGGAAUGACCAUUGAUGAAGAUGACAACUUGUGGAUUGCCUUAUUUGGAGGUCAUGAAGUUAUCCAAGUAGAAACUAAAUAUGGAAGAAUAUUAAGGAACAUUAGAAUACCUGCCACUUAUGUCACAUCUGUAGCUUGGGGUGGUCCCAAUUUUGAUAUAUUGUAUGUAACCACUUCUCAAGCUCAUCUUGAUGAAAAACAGUUGAGAGAUGAACCUGAUGCUGGAUGUGUAUUCGAAGUCAGAGGAUUGGGUGUCAAAGGAAUUCCGCCUAAUCAAGCCAUUAUUAAAAAAAGUUGUUAAUAAAAUGAUACCAUUAAACUUUUAAAAUACUUGUGAUGAUUAUAAUAAAUUAUAUUAAAAUACAAUAAACAUAAAUUAUUUACGUAGUA
Molecule: messenger RNA, 1301 nt
Organism: Diabrotica virgifera virgifera (western corn rootworm)
Lineage: Eukaryota; Metazoa; Arthropoda; Insecta; Coleoptera; Chrysomelidae
Product: regucalcin
Exons: 6
Coding region: 166-1212 (348 amino acids)
Biological process (GO): L-ascorbic acid biosynthetic process
Molecular function (GO): gluconolactonase activity; enzyme regulator activity; calcium ion binding
Source: RefSeq, a predicted model, not a curated record